UUUAAAAAAAAAACAAUUGUUAUUAGCAUUUUAAAAACAUUUUCAUUAAAAAGUGAAUUUCCAAUUUAUCUCAUCAUCAGUAGUAUCUCGACAGAACAGUGCUUCGGCCGCUCCACGGAACCAGGCGCCGCCUUUCCAGCCUCCUCUUGUAUCCUCUGCUCUCUAACUAAAUCCCUUGGAGUUAUCAAAACCCCCAUCCAAACAGACCUUAAGAGAGCUGAGAGAGAAAUGUUUCGGAGUCGAGUGGUAGGGUUGUUUUUGAAGAACAAUGGCAAGGCUCUGUACAAUAUCAAAGGAACGACGCCGUCUAGGGUUCUGAAUGAGGAGUCCUUCAGAUUACUCUCAACGGGAGUCACAAGGAAAUGCUUGGAUGGCUUUCGAUCCUUGCCCAAGGGUAACUAUGUACCAUCUAUAAGGAAUAUGUCCACUGUGGCUUCCGUAGGCAUUCAAAAUAAGGAGGGAUUGAAGCUUCUUGUAAAUGGAGGACCUCAUGCUCAGAAAAUGGUUGGCAUUUGGCUUUUUGGCUCUGCUGCAUGGGUUUUUAGUAUGGUGAUACUUGGCGGUAUUACACGACUUACACGAUCUGGUCUUUCAAUGACUGAUUGGAAAUUUACUGGGGGUCUCCCGCCUCUCUCAGAUGAGGAUUGGCUACUUGAGUUUGAGAAGUACAAGCAGUCCCCGGAGUAUAAGCGUGUAAAUCGAGGGAUGAGUAUUGACGAUUUCAAAUUUAUCUAUUGGAUGGAAUAUGCACAUCGUAUGUGGGGAAGGGCACUGGGUAUUAUGUUUGCCUUGCCAUUCUCAUAUUUUCUUCGUAAGGGGUAUAUUACCUUACAGCUUGGAGCGAGACUCUCGACUCUUUUUGCCCUUGGUGCUGGGCAGGGUUUAAUUGGCUGGUGGAUGGUUAAAAGUGGUUUAGAGGAGCCACCAUCUGAGUAUGCUCAGCCAAGAGUAAGCCCUUACCGUCUUGCAGCUCAUCUUACUUCAGCCUUUGCUAUAUAUUGUGGCCUUUUAUGGACUGGUCUUUCUGUUGUCAUGCCCGAACCACCUGCUGAAUCUCUAGCUUGGGUACGUGGGGCAGCAAAGGUGAAGCAACUUGCUCUCCCUGUAAGCUUACUUGUUGGAGUAACUGCUGUCUCAGGAGCAUUUGUUGCCGGGAAUGAUGCUGGGCAUGCCUAUAAUACUUUUCCAAAGAUGGGGGAUACAUGGAUCCCAGAGGAUGUGUUUGAAAUGAAGCCACUCAUCCGGAACUUCUUCGAGAAUACAUCUACUGUGCAGCUUGACCAUCGCAUCCUUGCAACUGCAACUUUGUUCUCAAUCGGUGCUUUAUGGUGGUCAACAAGGAAGUUUGACAUCCAUCCGGCAGUUCGAUCUUUGAUUGGAAGUGCUGUUGGCAUGGCUGGCCUUCAGGUCACUCUGGGGAUAUCUACACGCGCUGUUCCUAAUGUGCCUGGUGGAGGGCUUGGCACAGCGCAUCAAGCGGGGCUUGACUCUCUUGAGACACUAAUGAUCCUUCUCAAUCACACCUUGCGUAGGCCAUCGGCGCCCCUUCUCAAAUCACUACCUCAAGUUACAAAGACAAUCUAGAUGACUUUGCAGUUCAAUUUUGUAACGAUUGGACGUUUUAAUUGGGUCAAACAUUAUUUCUUCGGUUCUUGUGUUAUACGUAUAUCACCCGCUUUCAAGCUGGGGAUUGUUUUGCAAAUGUGCAGAAAUGUUCUGUUGUGGUUGGAAAUAAAUUUCAGAUUGCAAUAGUGA
Molecule: messenger RNA, 1755 nt
Organism: Malus domestica (apple)
Lineage: Eukaryota; Viridiplantae; Streptophyta; Magnoliopsida; Rosales; Rosaceae
Product: heme A synthase COX15
Biological process (GO): heme A biosynthetic process
Cellular component (GO): mitochondrial inner membrane
Molecular function (GO): oxidoreductase activity, acting on NAD(P)H, heme protein as acceptor
Source: RefSeq, a predicted model, not a curated record